GAAAGAACAGGAGGACAAAAAAAAAAAAAAAGAUUCCCAGUUCGACCGACCGACCUACCGCAUCCAUCCGUCCUCUCUCCCCGGCGCACACUCGCUCCUCUUCGGCCUGGGUGCCGCUGAAGCCCCCUUUCGGAUCUCUACCUGGACCUUUUGUCUCCGCGGCGCUCCGCGCUUCUCCCCGCCGGUUAGAGGAGUGCGAGGCAGCGGGGCUGGGGGAUGGAGGCUCAGUCCGGGCUGUGAGCAGACUGGUUUUAGGAGGUGGCGGAGGUGUGGGGGUCGCUGUGUGUGUGUGUGUGAAGCCCCGGGCCCUGCUUGGCUUUGUUAUCCUGGGCUUCGCUCGGCAGCCCUCCUCCCGGCUUUCUCGUCGUGUUUUGCAGCCGUUUCUGCUCCGGUUCAGCAUGCAGCCUUCCUCCUGAGGGACCCAGAAGGAGUUUUCAGGAGGGCAGCACAUGGAGCACGUUAGGAUUUAGGGCUGGUUCUGGCUGCAGGAUUUGAUUAUCCUCCUGUUUUUGUACUGAGGAUUUUUUUUUGAAGGACGAAUCCAGAAAAACAGAUUUGUUUUUCUCCCUCUUUACCUUUUUAUCUCCUUCCUACCCAUUGUACACCUCCAUCUGCCUUUAGGCCUCUUUUCCUCUCUAUCUCCCCCCUUCACCUCCAUUUAUCUCUUUAUCUCAUCCCUUUGAGUCUCUGCCUCUCUUCUGUCUUCAUCCCUCCAUCUGUCCCAGUACACUCCUCCUCCUCCUCCUCCUCCUCCUCCCCACCACCGUCCUCCAUUAUGGCUCCAGUGUGCCGGGUCUCCUGGUCCUGCUGCCUGCUGGUUCUGCUGGUUCUCCCCACCGUCCGGAGCUCGUUCCCCCGCAGCGGAGGCACCAGCGGAGCGGACUGUGGCCCCGGGAAGGCCGCCGACUGCACAGAUGUGUCGGUGAAGAAGAGCGACCUGCGUGUUUGUGACGCCGGAACGUGUCGCUUUGGAGGAGUCUGCCGUGAGAACGGCGCCGACAUCAAGUGUGUCUGCCAGUUCCACUGUAAUAAGAAGUACAUCCCUGUGUGCGGCUCCAACGGAGACACGUACCAGAACGAGUGCUUCCUGAGGAGAGCCGCCUGCAAGAAGCAGAGAGCCAUCACCAUCCUGGCAAAUGGAGCCUGUUACCACGACACUGGUUCAGGAUCAGGAGAUGGAGAUGACGAGGGCUCUGGUCGCGGCAAAAAGGCCUCAAAAUGUGGAAACUGCAAGUUUGGAGCCGAAUGUGACGAAGACUCUGAGGACAUGCUCUGCAUGUGUAACAUCGUGUGUAACGGCCACAACGACAACCCUGUGUGCGGCAGCGACGGCAUCACCUACGACACGCCCUGCCACGUCCGAGAGGCGUCCUGCCUCAAACAGCUGAAGAUCGACAUCAAGCACGUGGGACGUUGCCAAGAUAAAAGCAGGAAGGAAGACAGCAUCAAGACCAAACCGGACAUCUAUGCUGUGCCCAAGCCUGGUGAGGGGGAGGGCUUUGUGGACAGCCCCGCCCCCUGUCCUGAUGACUACGCCCAGUUCUGUGAACACGGCCAGUGCGAGAUGAGACACAACCUGCCCACCUGCAGUUGUGAGGCGGCGUACGGCGGCCCCCAGUGUGAUCAGCUCCUGGACUUUAACAUCCUGUACGUGGUGCCCAGCGGGCAGAAGCUGCACUACGUCCUCAUCGCCGCCAUCAUCGGAGCCGUUCAGAUCGCCGUCAUCGUGGCUGUGGUCAUGUGCUUCACCAGGAGGUGCAACAAGAGGAAGCGAAGACCGAAGCAGCCCCUCGGCCACUUCCCGUCAGGAACGUCCUCCAGGAUGAUGUAGCUGCUCUUUUUUUCCUCCUCUCACGUUUUUAUUAAAAAACAAGAAGUCUAACUUUUUCGUACCACACAGACUGACUGCAUUUUUGAUAGCUCGACAUUUUGGUGCCUCUUUUUUUCUCCCCUUUUUUAAAAAUAAUUUUUGAAUUUCUUAAGGGGCCUUAUUUUUAAGAUUAUCCUCCAUGUUUGAUUUCUUUUUCCCUUCCUGUCUGGACAGUUGUGUCUCUUCGCUGUCUGCAGAUGAUUUUGAGUUUUCCAUCAGGCAGAGCGGAGACGUACAGUUUGUGGCGACGCUGCCGUCCUCUCAGACUCUGAAACACUGUGGAUCCUCCGGCAGGAAACAUUAGUUAUCUGAUUGUAUCUUCACUUCGGACCGUCCUCAUUCAAACUGGAAAACACAGAUUGUCUGUCCGUGUUGGAACCCUGUGGGACGCAGACUGAUGCUGUUUCUGUGCUUAGAUUUAUUUUGAAGGAGACUCUAGUUUAUGGAUCAUGAAGUAAUACCUAUUGAAUACCCAUUUCUGAAACGUAACCACUACUGAAUGCUUAAUGUUAACGUUUAAACACCACUGAACUUAUAGCACAGAGAUGUUUGACUCUGAAUGUUUGCUCUUUGAAUUGUCCUCAGCUAGCAGUGGUAUUAGGUAUUUUUUAAAUUUGAUCAAAUUUGAGUCCAGUCUGCUGAAACUGGAUGCAAAAAUUCAGGACUUGGAACAUCUACAGAGGAUAAAUCAAAUCUUCUGUGGCUCACAUGAUCUAAGCUGCCUCGUACAAAAGGAAUUUGUCUUCUUAUUAAACCGGAAAAAAGCUUUUAGCCAAAAAUACAGCUUCUGGAAAUGAGAGAGACGGGAACUCAAAGCACAUCAAUUCACAUAAUAGAGUCAAAUAUGUUGAUUAUUAAUUCAGUGGUAUUUAAAUUUCAGUGAUUCAGUAUCACAGUUAUGUGUUCAGUUGCUUAUGAGAUUAAAAUUGUUACUUUUGCUUCCAUAGUUGGGGAUCGCCUUCAAAAUGCAACAAAACUUCAGAUUUCUUUGAUUUUCUUAUACGUUGUUUCUUCUGUUGUGUUGAACCUGUUUGUGUUAUAAAAGCCUUAAUACUCCAGGGGGCGCUCUGUACCAGGACUACAGGAUUAUGAGGGACCACUGAAGCCUGUCUUGGGUAUUGUUGCUGAAGUGGGCUCACACCUGAUGCUUUGUUUUCUGCUUUGCUGCGUCUCACAGGGCCUAAAGUAUGAUUUCAUGUAACUCAGAUAAACUUUACUUUGUUUUUUUUGUAUUUGUUAUGAUGAGACGCACCUGAAAACCAAAAUGCUGUUUUUUCUACUGCUUAAAAAGUGAUACGGUACAAGCUGACAUGUACAGGUUGUUGUUCGAAUUAUUAUUUUAUUGCUUAAUUUUCAGAUGACGCCAUUCAGGAAAUGGAUUCCAAUGUUGUUUUUUGUGUGUUUUGACAAGGUGAUGAUAAUUUAAAUGACUUUGUUUGGUCGAGUUUCUUCUUUUUUAUAUAUAAUUUGUAACGAUGGUACGAAGUGUCAGUGUUGGUCAUUUUAAUGUGGUAGAAGGAGUAGACUCAAUAAGCUGGGAGGUUCCCUGAAGCAUCGCUGCACUGAGAUCAGAUUUAUUUGACGCUUUGAUGCAGUGGUGAAGCUGCGGUCUCGGUCACGUGAUGCCUGUGGGGAAUCCAGCCUGAUUUUAGAUGUUGCGUACUGCAUGAACCAGUGAAGAUGUCAUUUAGAGUGUGCUGUAGUUGAACUAGAAUUAAAUUAUGAUGUUCGAAAA
Messenger RNA from Micropterus dolomieu (smallmouth bass), 3605 nucleotides. Its product is annotated as tomoregulin-1-like. The coding region runs from base 776 to 1831 and encodes 351 amino acids. The transcript is spliced from 10 exons. Lineage: Eukaryota; Metazoa; Chordata; Actinopteri; Centrarchiformes; Centrarchidae. Gene Ontology annotation, molecular function: protein binding. The record is from RefSeq and is a predicted model, not a curated record.